AUGCCUGCUUCUCUUUAUCAUUUCAAUCUUCAGUUUCAAGUAAAUGUAGCUCAGAGUUUCGUAGCAUUUGUCGCUUUUACCUCAAAGCAGCAGAAAAGCCUGGGGAUUGUAGAAGGGCAUGGCUCUGCGGUUUCUGAGAUAUUAACAGAUCUUCUUCAGGCAUGCAACAAGGGAGUGAAAGUGGCUACCAAGAAGAAGCAGGCAUUGUUUAAUGUUCUCAAAGCAAAGGCUACGAAUCCUUUGUUUGAUAGAUGGCCAAAUCAAUCCGGUAUCGGUGGAGCUUUGCUUCCUAAGAAGGAUCUUACUCGGUAUUUCAAAUGGCCAAAAGCAAACCUUCCUCAAAGACAUAAGAACCGUGGUAAUACUCUCAUCUCAUGA
This is a messenger RNA of Arabis nemorensis, 378 nucleotides long. Lineage: Eukaryota; Viridiplantae; Streptophyta; Magnoliopsida; Brassicales; Brassicaceae. The record is from the annotation of a GenBank genome assembly.